CUUAACUAAACAAAAAUCUAAGGAAUAAAUAGUGCGGAGGUCUAUGAGAAUUAAGAAAAUCAUGUCGUCUGUUUUGAGCUUGAUGUGGCUGGUUCUCUUUGCAACGUGCAGGUUCACCGAAGGAAAAAUAACACCAGAGUCGUGCAAAGGUGUGAAAUGGAACCCCAUUGCGUACAACAAAACACUUGUUGGUCACGUGAUUGAGAACACCACAGUGACCAAUCAGGGAGCGUGUGAGAUCCGCUGCUUCCUGAACAAGAUGUGCCUCUCGUAUAACUACAAUACCGCUGACCGGAAAUGUCAGCUGAUCUCCGCCGGAAACUAUACUAGCAACACAGCUUUGGUGAAGAAACCGGGUUCCAUCUACCGCGAGAUUGAGGUUUGUGCAAAGCUUGCUUGUCAAGGAAUGUCGACAUGCCUACCUGAUAGGAUCAAUGGUGAUAGUUGCCUUUUAUUGCCAGGAGACUUUUUGCUACAAUUUCCUGAAAAGGGUAACGCUGGGUCCGUGGUGGCAUACGGCGAACUCCCAGAUCUCACAUCAUUUACGGCGUCAGCAUGGUUUCAGUCCCGCAAAGGAUCCACGAAAUCAGAGCUCCAGUCCAUAAUAAGCAUUUACGUAAACAGAGCCACUUCUGGGAAUGGAUUUGGUCUCCAUGUCACUGCAACAGCCGUUAGUUUUUUUGUUAUGAACGUGCAUAUCAGCUACAGCAUUACUCUUUUGGAUGGGAAAUGGCACCAUGUUUGUGUCACGUGGGAAAACGGACAGGGACGGUGGAUGCUCUUUGUUGACGGGUCAGCGGUCGAGAAUGGGAUCGUCAGCACCGGGGAAGAGUUGACAGAGGGAAAUUUGGUUAUCGGACAAGAGCAAGACAAGAAGGCAGGACAAUUUGCAAACACACAGAGUUUUCUUGGUAGUGUUACGAGUGUGAACAUAUGGAGUCACGUGAUAUCUGACGACGAAGUGCGAUCAUUGUCACGUGACUGUCCUUCACUCGCCCACGGGAACGUCAUGGGCUGGGAGGAAGUCCUACACAAAAUCAAAGGAAAUGUUCAAGUAAUUAAAGGCAAAAAGUGCAACCUGUAGCAACCAUUUUGUGGAACAUUCUGGGGAAAGACAUUGGAACACAUGUAACCAUGUUAUCAUUUCAUAAAGUCACUGACUUCAGCUGAGAAUUUGAACAAAGAAACAAUCAUUGCACUUGAAGGCAUCUAUGCACUGUAUUUGCACUGUAUUUGCUUGCUGGGAAUAAAUCGUUCCGUUCUGGCGCCAAAUUUGUGGAGUCGAACUAGUUGUGUUGGAGUAAUCAUCACUACCGGUCAUACGGGCAAUUAUUCAUGUGCUAAAAUGCCUAACCACUGCAGGCUGGUAAAAAAAAUCCUAACCAAUGUUGGCUGGGAAAAAAAAAACAGGAAUGUUCCCCCCUGAGAAAAAGGAACAGAUAUUUUUUCUCAUCAACUUUUAAAAUGGGUUUUAACGUGUUUCGGGAAGGGGACUCGUUGUAUGCACUGGAUACACAUGCUACGGUUUAUUGCAAUGGGAACAUUUGAAGAAUGACAAAAAGAAACUCGUCGGUUUUUCACGUGAUCGAUCACGUGGCUUAUCACAUUCAUUCAUCGUGUUUUAUCGUGUCAUAAUAUCCCAGCAUGCAAAACGCAAUAAGGUAGCUUAUGAUGUGUCUCACCAGAUUCAGGAAUUGAGAUAAAACGGGUCACUUAGCUAGCCUGCUCUCACAAUGUAAAAGAAUAGAAAGGUCCUUCAGACCGGUUCUUUCAAGGUGAAUUUGAUUAGUAAUAAAUCUGAACUCUUC
This is a messenger RNA of Nematostella vectensis (starlet sea anemone), 1808 nucleotides long. Its product is annotated as neuronal pentraxin receptor. Lineage: Eukaryota; Metazoa; Cnidaria; Anthozoa; Actiniaria; Edwardsiidae. The coding region runs from base 44 to 1084 and encodes 346 amino acids. The record is from RefSeq and is a predicted model, not a curated record. The transcript is spliced from 4 exons.